GUUGAGUGUUGCGCACGCGAUAUGUUCUAACACAGAGUGCAAACUGCGAAUGAGUUUGAGGCGACAGGUCCAACAUCGCAAUUUAACAAGAUUGCGGUACCGCGAAAAACGAACAUUGACAACAAGAGGCGUAUGCAGUACAGACGUUGGUGGGACAGCGAUCCUGAGUUCCGUCAAAUGAUCGUCAACAAGUUGGAUUCUGCUGAUCCCACGGAUUCUGCUUCAAAUACUCAGAGAAGCAGUUCACAGUUGCCAGCGGUUGACAUUCGAGAUGGUACAGUGUACAAGCAAAUUAUUCAUAAUUCUUGCCUUGAUAGAAGUGAACGUGACACAUCUGAGGAUGAGGAAGUGCCCGUUGGCCGCACCUUACGCAAAAGGAGCAAACGAUCAAUUAAAGAUAUUGGUUUGGAACAGAAAUAAAACAGAUUUUCAUGUAAACUAUGGACCAGAUGGCAUAGCCGAUAAUGUAAUGUAACUCAUAUUCGUUCAGUUUUUAGCCUUAUGGUUUCUUUUGCACUUGUCGUGUGCAUCCCGAAAAUGUUUUAAUUAAUCUGUCUAGUCCACUAAAUAAUUUGUGGAGUUGUAAAAGUAAUUUUCAUUUGUAAGACAUAGUACCAAAGAAUUUGUGUAUAAAGCACUAGAAAUGAGGUUCGAUUGAAUAUUGUAUUCUAGUCCAAAAAAUGCACGAUAGGCACUGAGGGGUGGUACAAAACUAAAUGAAAUCUCGGUAACUUGACAAAGCUGCAUUUUGCAGACAGCAUUACAUGAUGUAUUCGAUAUCUGUGUAAACGUAAGAGUUCCCAUGUAAAGCACACCAUUGCUUUCCGUAAUGUUUCAUUACGUUUGUUGAACGUUUUUUAUCUAGGCAACUAUUACGGUAACCUGAUCUUACAAAAUAUCAACCAGUGCAACUAAGGGAGGUUUCCAAUCUAACAAACUGGAUCUGCAGCAAGUGUAUGCAACUUAU
Molecule: messenger RNA, 967 nt
Organism: Acanthoscelides obtectus
Lineage: Eukaryota; Metazoa; Arthropoda; Insecta; Coleoptera; Chrysomelidae
Source: the annotation of a GenBank genome assembly